Molecule: messenger RNA, 1195 nt
Organism: Cheilinus undulatus (humphead wrasse)
Lineage: Eukaryota; Metazoa; Chordata; Actinopteri; Labriformes; Labridae
Gene: polr3g
Product: polymerase (RNA) III (DNA directed) polypeptide G
Exons: 8
Coding region: 289-933 (214 amino acids)
Biological process (GO): transcription by RNA polymerase III
Cellular component (GO): RNA polymerase III complex
Source: RefSeq, a predicted model, not a curated record
UGCUGAGUGUAGUAUCACGCUCCACGCCGGUGUUAGCAAAGCUGUAGAAAUAUCAGUAUUUUCUUUUAAAUUUAGCGACAGCAGGAGCUAUUUCACAUGCCGAAUAAUAAAUAAGUCUGGGUAGAUGGUUUAAGUGAUAUCUAACCCAGAAAAGUCAACAUGAAGACUUAGUAAAGGCUGAAUGUCCUAAAAUAGUGCUAAAAUACACCGACUUAUAGGAUUUUUGCUCUCCAUUUUUGGAGCACUGAACAAGCAAACAGUCUAAAAUAGUAGAGGAGGACAGCAGGCAUGGCUGGCAAGGGUCGAGGAGUAGCUGCCUUUACCUUCAAUAUCGAGGCUCUGGGCAUCGGCAGGGGCAGCAUGCCAGAAGCCAGGGUGGGGCCCAGUCCGCUGUUUCCAAACACAGACUUUAAGCCGGUGCCACUGAAAUCAGGCGAGGAGGAAGACUAUAUGCUGGCCUUAAAACAAGAGAUGAGGGGAACAAUGCAGCGGCUACCACACAACAUCAAGCCCCUGUCCAAUAAAGCAGAAGUGGAGAAAUACACAGAGAUAUACCUGAAGCAGAGCAAGAUCACAGAUGAAGAGUGGACUCCAGACUGGAAUCUCUUCCCAAAAGAACUGAUGCCUCAGAAGAAAAAACCUCGUGUGAAACCAGGCACAAAGAAGAAAACAGCAGUAUCACAAAAAGAAUCCCAAGACAUGCUGAAUAAACUAGAUGAACUAGCAAAGAGAGAUGGUGGGGACCUUGAAAAAUCAGACGAUGAGACAGAAAAGAAAAAAGGCGAGGAGGGUGAGGAAGAAGAGCUAGAGGAAGAAGUGUAUGAUGAAGAGGAUAUCGAAGAGGAGAACGACUACAUUGAAAGCUACUUUGACAAUGGUGAAGAUUUUGGUGCUGGCAGUGAUGAUAAUCUGGGCGAUGAAGCAACUUACUGAGAGUGUGUCUCUCUAAUACUGUGGAUAAGUUGAGAAUACUUUUUGUUUGAUUAUGAGAGGCAAGUGUGCCUUGCAGACUCAUGUAAAUAACAGAAGCCGAGCUAUGUGCAUACUGGCAAUAAUUUAUUCAAAAUAGAUGUAUUUAUUUUCCAGCCUGUAGCUUUGUCUCCACAGGUUGAAAGGCACAUACUGUCAACAACAUAGAAUGCUUUUUCGUGAAGUAUCAAGUAGACACAGUGGUACAAUAAAAGGGCUAACAAAG